GAAAAUGCAUUCAUUGAAAUCGGUCCAUUUUAGGAUCGAUACUAUUUCCAGAUCGCUAAGUGCUCGUAAUAUAAAAGGGAUUGAUUUGUGUCCGGUGCGACUAGACGGUAUAAAGUUAUCGAACGUUCAAUAAAUUAAUAAUACGUCGGGAAGAACAAUCAAUCGUAUAACAUAAUAGUGCAAAUUAUUUCUACUUUGUCAAAGUAUUAUCCGUGUAAUAACUUCCAGAGUGGUUGAUUGAUUUAUCAAAAGUUUAUUUUUCAAGGCUUUUGGAACUACAAUAAAACAAUUACAAUGUGUGACGACGAUGCUGGUGCUCUUGUUAUCGACAAUGGGUCGGGAAUGUGUAAAGCCGGUUUUGCUGGUGAUGAUGCCCCCAGAGCUGUUUUUCCAUCAAUCGUUGGACGACCACGUCAUCAAGGUGUAAUGGUCGGUAUGGGCCAAAAAGAUUGCUACGUUGGUGACGAAGCUCAGAGCAAACGAGGUAUUUUGACUCUUAAGUAUCCAAUUGAGCAUGGUAUCAUCACCAAUUGGGACGACAUGGAGAAGAUUUGGCACCACACCUUCUACAAUGAACUACGUGUUGCCCCGGAAGAACAUCCAGUCCUACUUACUGAGGCCCCAUUGAAUCCAAAGGCCAAUCGGGAGAAGAUGACCCAAAUCAUGUUCGAAACAUUCAACUCACCAGCAGUUUAUGUUGCAAUUCAAGCAGUGUUGUCAUUGUACGCUUCUGGUCGUACCACCGGUAUUGUAUUAGAUUCUGGUGAUGGCGUCUCGCACACCGUACCAAUCUAUGAAGGGUAUGCCCUUCCUCAUGCCAUUUUACGUCUAGACUUGGCUGGCAGAGAUCUGACCGAAUUCUGCAUGAAAAUUCUAACCGAAAGAGGAUACUCAUUUACCACGACAGCUGAACGGGAAAUCGUUCGGGAUGUCAAGGAGAAACUUUGCUAUGUUGCCUUGGAUUUCGAACAGGAAAUGGCCACUGCAUCAGCAUCAACCUCACUGGAAAAGUCAUAUGAAUUGCCUGACGGUCAAGUUAUCACCAUCGGCAAUGAACGCUUUCGAUGUCCGGAAGCUUUGUUCCAGCCAUCAUUCUUGGGCAUGGAAUCAGCCGGUAUUCACGAGACUGUCUAUAAUUCGAUCAUGAAGUGUGACGUCGAUAUUAGAAAAGAUCUGUACGCUAAUUCGGUGCUGUCUGGCGGUACUACUAUGUAUCCAGGUAUUGCUGAUCGUAUGCAGAAGGAAAUCACUGCUCUCGCUCCCUCAACCAUUAAAAUUAAGAUCAUCGCACCGCCAGAACGUAAAUAUUCUGUGUGGAUUGGUGGUUCAAUUUUGGCUUCACUGUCCACCUUCCAGACGAUGUGGAUAUCGAAAGCAGAGUAUGACGAGUCUGGUCCGGGAAUCGUUCACCGUAAAUGUUUCUAAAUUCGAUUCGGCUGUCAUUAAUGGUAGCGUCGUUUUUUGUGUGUUGAAUGUCUUUGAUAACUUGUGCCAGUUUUUUACUUUUGAUAAAAAAUUAAAAGAAGAAAAAUUCAAAAAU
Bradysia coprophila is the source of this 1540-nucleotide messenger RNA. RefSeq names its product actin, indirect flight muscle-like. The record is from RefSeq and is a predicted model, not a curated record. Lineage: Eukaryota; Metazoa; Arthropoda; Insecta; Diptera; Sciaridae.